Fusarium poae is the source of this 2085-nucleotide messenger RNA. RefSeq lists its product as uncharacterized. The record is from RefSeq and is a predicted model, not a curated record. Lineage: Eukaryota; Fungi; Ascomycota; Sordariomycetes; Hypocreales; Nectriaceae. The transcript is spliced from 5 exons. The coding region runs from base 1 to 2085 and encodes 694 amino acids.
AUGGCCGGGCGUCGCCGUCGUGCGUCCACGUCGAGCGUCGACACCGAAGAUGAAAGCAAGGUGUCAUGGUGCCAGGAAAAGUCGGUUAUGAGAUUCAACCAUUCCAUUGUCGACCCCGAGGCCUGCUUUGAACUCAAGGAUGCUAUCGUUCUAAACAAAGAUGGACAAACCAUGGAAAAUGCCCUUGACGUAGCUGACCGUGGUCCCUUCAUUAUCCGCGGGACCUGCCUUGUGGAGGAUCCAGCGCAGAGGGCGCACCUCAUCAUGAAAGUCCGCAAAUCGAUCGAGCUAGAAGUCAGGAAAUGCGUUCUGUACUCUAUCGGAGAAGACAAGAACGGUUCGCCGAUCAUCUGGGUUGCGGGCACAUGUGCUUGGUUUGAGCUCAACCCAUCAAAAGCAUACGCGCCCAUUUACAGACAGAUGCGAGAGGCUGUGGUACUCUAUUAUCGCAUACUGGCUAUCUACAGCGAUAGAAAGCCAAAGAAAACAAAAAAGGGGAGAAAGGAUAUUGAGAGAGACCUCCAUCAUGUUUUCCACGAGUAUGCCACUAGGAUCGGAGACGGCUCGACACUUGAAGACGUUAUUUCACGAUGUGAUAAACAUGCAUCAUUUUUGAUCGCACAGUGCACUGGAGAUGAGAGCGAACUUGACUGGCGAACUACCCCUUUCUACCAGUGGUUGAUCAAAAGACAUCCCGAUAUUUACAACAAGGAAAUUGAGCGCCAGUACAAACCACUUCAGCCUCUUCCAUCUCCUUCCAUAGAGGUCAGCGAGCCAUUGGUACCCCAGACACUUCCCUCACGAACACGCAAUGGCUCGUCAGCCCCAUCAGUCGCCCUUAGCAAUGCUACCCCGGAGGUCAUCGAACUUGAUGACAGCCCGCCACCACAACCAGCGUCGCGGUCACGCUCUUCUAGUCGCAGGGCGAACCCUGAAAUUGUUGAAUUGGGGAGCUCUACUCAAACCUCGAGGGACAUCUCGGCGGCCCCAAGACCAGCUAGUGUUCACUCAUCAAUGAGCACACCAUCAUUCACCCCUCACCCAAGUGAAAUCUCUUCCUCGGCAACCAGCGCAAAUGAGACUCCCUUCCAGAGUGUCUUAAAUGCUAUUGAGUGGGCAUAUGCGGAGACUGAAAAUUCUAAGGCUGGCCUCACUCAUUCAGCCACUAUGAAUAAGCUCUGGACGAAAUACAGAUUUCCCAACUACAAAAGCGACCAGAAAGCAUCCUAUAGGGUCCCAAUUGAAGAAGUACUUCACUACAACGCAGGCGCACUGCUCCAGGUGCUUGAUACGGAUAAGUACAAGCACCAUGGUUUCUACACCUGGCUCGAAGAAACUUCCAAGAAGCCAUUCAACCCUGUAGCCAUCAGGCCAUCCGAUUUUCCGUACCGCUUAAUACGACGCAAACAAUCUAGCAAUGCGCUUUCUAGCAAAUUGGCCCAGCCAUCGCCCCUCGCGCAAAUCGGAACACCUACGGGACCGUUCAAUGAAGAGUUCUCAAGUCCCGCUCGUUCAUCGCCAGCUGGCAAAAGUAUCAGAAGGCCAGGCCGCCCAUCUGGUGUAAAGUCCAGCCUUCGUUUAACAGCCACUUCCAGAAAGCGAGCUCACUCUGAUGUGGACAUCGACUCACAGGAUGAAGGAGCAGAACCGAAAAGAUCACAUUAUUUUUCUGAUGAAAACGAUGCGAUUGAAAACGAGGGCCAGCUAGGUUCAUCUGAGGAUGAACCGACUCCUGGUUCGUCCGAGGAACUUGUGAAAAUUUUCCUCAGAGCAGACAACAUACCAACAACUAUUCCACGCGGCCCUAAUGAGACAUGGGUUUGCGAAGAAGACAAUUGUGGAUACGUAGUCCGCGGUGGUGAUCUUCGAGACUGUCGUGAACGCAUCAGGCAACACUUCAACGAGCACGAGCGACAGAUGAACCGUGUGAGUCUCGCAAUGACGGAGGGUUCACGUGGACAUCUUCCGGUGAAUCACCUCAUGGAUAAGCUCAAAAAACUAGGCGAGGCGUCCCAAGCUGCCGAGCAGCUCAUAAUUGGCAGAACUGUAUUGCCUCGGCGCAUCAAACGAAAUCUCCUUAUAUGA